AUGAAGCUCGUAGUUCUUGGGGCCUGUGGCGGCAUUGGCCAGACGCUAAGUCUGCUUUUGCGGACAAACGCACUCAUUGAUGAGCUUGUGCUCUACGACGUGGUCGACCCGGUGGGAGUGGCCACCGACCUAUCGCAUAUUCCCACUCGACAGAAAAUCAGGCAUUUCUGUCCGUUGUCGAAAACAGACGACUCGCAGCUGCGAAUGGCGUUGCAAGAUGCAAAUGUCGUGGUCAUUCCCGCCGGAAUUCCCAGAAAGCCUGGAAUGAGCAGAGACGACUUAUUCAACAUCAACGCGUCGAUCGUCCAGCAGCUGGUGAAAGUUUAUGGCGAGAUUUGUCCGGAGGCGUUCUUGGCAAUCAUUUCGAACCCGGUGAACUCUACCGUCCCGAUUGCAGCCGAGCAGCUGCGGAGCCAGAAUUGUUUCCAUCCAGAAAGGUUGUUUGGCAUAACUACAUUGGACAGUCUGAGACUGGAGCAGUUUUUGGGUGAGCUGACCGGGGAGUGGGAUGUGCAAGGCCAGGUGUACACUGUCGGGGGACACUCCGGAGAGACGAUUGUGCCUGUUUUAGGGAAUUGGCGCCUGCGGCUGUCUCCCGAGCAAAUCAAAGGCCUAGUAAAUCGUGUCCGGUACGCCGGAGACGAGGUCGUGCAGGCCAAACAGGGUAAAGGAUCAGCAACAUUGUCGAUGGCAGCUGCAGCAAACCGUUUCCUGUGUGGGAUUUUACGGGCGAUUUGUACGGGGGAAACUGUGGACGAGGUUGCCUUUGUAAACGUUUCGCGGCUAAAAGCCGACGAUUGCUUUGUUCGCGAAAUGAUGCACAAGGUGGAAUUUUUUGGGGUUCCGAUAAGCCUUGGACCCGAAGGCGUUGCAAAGGUGAAAUCUCUGGGGAGUUUGAGCGCGGACGAGAAGGAAGCGAUUUCGCACAGUCUGCCCACGCUGUGUGCGCAAAUAGCAAAGGGUGCCCGUUUUGUGAAGGAGUCUAAGCUGUGA
Messenger RNA from Ogataea parapolymorpha DL-1, 993 nucleotides. RefSeq names its product Malate dehydrogenase, cytoplasmic. NCBI's taxonomy places the organism in Eukaryota, Fungi, Ascomycota, Pichiomycetes, Pichiales, Pichiaceae. Gene Ontology annotation, biological process: carboxylic acid metabolic process; tricarboxylic acid cycle. Bases 1 to 993 code for a protein of 330 amino acids. The record is from RefSeq and is a predicted model, not a curated record. The transcript has a single exon. Gene Ontology annotation, cellular component: cytoplasm. Gene Ontology annotation, molecular function: L-malate dehydrogenase (NAD+) activity.